GAAAAAAGCGACCAAAUGUCGGGAAGGAGCUAUCAGCGCCAGAGCCUGGAACUGCGCAGUCCGGAUGCGGACAACGGCUCGCUGGAGGAUGUCGUGGACAGCCGUUUUCGGAACAUGCUCGGCUCCAGUGCCAGCCAGCGGCGUCGCCAGCAGCGGGUGGCGCAGCAUCGGCAGGAGUCGUGGUUCCGACACUCUAUGCCGCCGGCCGUCAAUCGAGACUUUGAGUCCCUGGAGCAUCUGACACCGAAGACCAGUAGCGGACUGGACGAGCAGUUGGCCGCCUCCGUCUCGACCAGCGUCCACAGCGCUGGCAGCUCCACGCUCUGCGGCAGUCGAGGCGGCAAUACGGACCACUUCAGCAUCCAUUUGAACAGUGCGAACAGCAAUCUGGGAUUCAUAGACUCGGACACGCCCAACACUCCGAUCACGCCACCGAGAUCAACCUCGACCUCCCUCUGCGGUGGCCUGCAGCCGCCUGCAUCCGUCUCCACCUCGGUGGCUGGCACGCUCUCAUCGCGCCAAGGCGCCGCCGGGCAACCUCAGAGCGGCCAUCGUAGUCGCAAGGACUCCAAGGGUUCCAUUCUCUCCAGACAGAGCCUGGCGCAGCGUGGCCUGCGAAUGACAGCCUCGUUUCUACGCAGAAAACGGAAGGAGUACGAAGAUGAUGAGGACAUCACAUCAUCCGCCGGCUUCGAUGCAGAGGAUGGAGAGAGGCGUGUCAUAAUCCUGAAUGGCACACAGCCCGUAAAGUACUGCAACAAUCGCAUUACGACGGCCAAGUAUAACAUCAUCAGCUUUCUGCCCUCGUUCCUAUUCGAACAGUUUCGACGAUACUCGAAUUGCUUUUUCCUGCUAAUCGCAUUGCUGCAGCAAAUACCAGAUGUAUCGCCCACGGGUCGCUACACCACUUUGGUGCCGCUGAUGUUUAUCCUGUCAGUCAGCGCCAUCAAGGAGAUCAUCGAAGAUGUGAAACGCCAUCGCGCCGAUAAUGAGAUAAAUCAUCGACCCAUUGAGCGGCUGGAGAACGGAACCUGGUCGACAGUCCGCUGGUCGGAGCUGACCGUGGGGGACAUUAUAAAAGUGACGAUAAACACAUUUUUCCCCGCGGACCUGAUUAUCUUAUCGUCCAGUGAGCCGCAGGCCAUGUGCUUCAUUGAGACGGCCAAUCUGGAUGGGGAGACCAACCUGAAGAUACGCCAGGGAGUGACUGCCACAGCGGGAUUGCUGGAGACCAAGGACCUUACAAUGCUGCAGGGCAGGAUUGAGUGCGAGCUGCCCAAUCGGCAUCUGUACGAGUUCAACGGGGUGCUAAGGGAAUACGGAAAGCAAUCCGUGCCUCUGGGCAAUGAUCAAGUGCUGCAGCGUGGCGCCAUGUUACGGAACACGGCCUGGGUGUUUGCAGUCGUCGUCUACUCGGGCCAGGAGACGAAACUCAUGAAGAACUCUACCUCAGCGCCGCUGAAGCGGUCCACCGUCGACAAGCUAACCAACACCCAGAUCCUGAUGUUGUUCAUGAUCCUGAUCUCGCUCUGCAUCACCAGUGGCCUGUGCAAUCUGUUCUGGACCCGAGAGCACUCGGAAACGGACUGGUAUCUGGGCCUGAGCGACUUCAAGAGCAUGAGCCUAGGCUACAAUCUGCUCACGUUCUUCAUUCUGUACAACAACCUGAUUCCCAUAUCGCUGCAAGUCACUCUCGAGCUGGUUCGCUUCCUACAGGCCAUAUUCAUCAACUACGACAUCGAGAUGUACUACGAGCCCUCGGACACGCCGGCCAUGGCCCGCACUUCGAACCUCAACGAGGAGCUGGGCAUGGUCAAGUACAUAUUUUCGGACAAGACGGGCACGCUCACGCAGAACGUGAUGGCCUUUAAGAAGUGCUCCAUAGCGGGACAUGUCUACAUCCCGCAGCGAACACCCGAGGAGUCGCUGCUGGUGCAAAACAUACUCAGACGGCACGAGACGGCUGAGGUCAUAGAGGAGUUCCUGGUGCUUCUGUCCGUCUGCCACACCGUGAUACCCGAGCGGGGGGAUGAAGGCAUUAUUUACCACGCCGCCAGUCCGGACGAGCGAGCCCUGGUCGAGGGCGCCCACUUCUUUGGCUACGUCUUCGACACCCGCACGCCCGAAUAUGUGGAGAUCAAUGCACUGGGGCAGCGGCGUCGAUAUCAGGUGCUCAAUGUGCUGGAGUUCACAUCGGCACGGAAACGCAUGUCGCUCAUAGUGCGGACGCCGGAGGGCAAGAUCAAGCUCUUCUGCAAAGGCGCCGAUUCGGUGAUAUACGAACGUCUGUCCGCCCAUGAUCUACAGUACCGAGACCGUACGCUUCAGCAUCUCGAGGAGUUCGCCUCGGAGGGUCUGCGUACGCUGUGUCUGGCCGUGGCCGACAUCCAGCCCGAUGUGUACGAGGAGUGGCGAAACACCUACCACAAGGCAGCGACGGCGCUCCAGUACCGCGAACGCAAGCUGGAGGAUGCGGCGGACCUCAUUGAGAUCAAUCUACGCCUACUGGGCGCCACCGCCAUUGAAGAUCGUCUGCAGGACGGCGUGCCGGAGACGAUUGCGGCGCUGCUGGAUGCCGGCAUCUUUAUUUGGGUGCUGACCGGUGACAAGCAAGAAACGGCCAUAAACAUAGGAUACUCCUGCAAGCUGAUCUCACACGCCAUGGAUAUAAUCAUCCUCAACGAGGAGAGUCUUGACGCAACCCGUGACGUUAUUCUGCGCCACUUUGGAGAAUUCAAGAGCUCGACGGCAAACGACACGAACGUGGCCCUGGUCAUUGAUGGAACCACAUUAAAGUACGCCCUGAGCUGUGAUCUACGGGGUGAUUUCCAGGAGCUGUGUCUGCUCUGCCGCGUUGUCAUCUGCUGCCGAGUGUCGCCGAUGCAAAAGGCGGAGGUGGUCGAAAUGGUCACCCAGAGCACCAAGGCGGUGACGCUGGCCAUCGGAGAUGGAGCCAACGACGUGGCCAUGAUACAGAAGGCAAAUGUUGGCAUUGGAAUAUCCGGCGUCGAGGGUUUGCAGGCGGCCUGCGCCUCGGAUUAUUCGAUCGCCCAAUUUCGGUUCCUACAGCGACUGCUGCUCGUGCACGGGGCGUGGAACUAUGCGCGCAUCAGCAAGCUGAUUCUGUACAGCUUCUACAAGAACGUCUGCCUGUAUGUCAUCGAGCUGUGGUUCGCCCUCUACUCCGGCUGGUCGGGUCAGAUCCUGUUCGAGCGCUGGACGAUUGGCCUCUACAACGUGCUGUUCACGGCCAUGCCCCCAUUCGCCAUGGGUCUGUUCGAGAAGUUCUGCACGGCCGAGACGAUGCUUAAGUACCCGAUGCUGUACAAGCCCUCGCAGAAUGCCAAGUUCUUCAAUGUGAAGGUCUUCUGGAUCUGGAUCUUUAAUGCCCUUCUGCACUCGGUGUUCCUCUUCUGGCUGCCCAUGGCAGCGUACACAUCUGAUACAAUAUGGAAGGAUGGCAAGACCAAUGACUACCUGAUGAUGGGAAAUAUGGUGUACACGUAUGUGAUUGUGACGGUAUGCUUGAAGGCGGGCCUCAUCACGAAUUCCUGGACCUGGUUGACGCACGUGGCCAUUUGGGGCUCCAUAGUGAUCUGGUUCGUCUUUGUUGUGAUCUACAGUCACUGCUUUCCGUUCGUCAACCUUGGCAGCAACUUCCCCGGCAUGGACAUCAUGCUGCUGUCCACGCCAGUGUUCUAUCUCGGGCUCGUCCUGGUGCCAAUCACCACCCUGCUGAUCGAUGUCAUCUGCAAACUGAUACACAAUACCGUGUUCAAGACACUCACUGAGGCGGUGCGCGAGACCGAGAUCAGGCGCAACGAUCUCGCCGAAGUGAUGAACGAGCCUCGAUCAUCAUUCACGGAAACUGCGAGGCUGCUACGUAAUGUAUUUACCCGUCGGGCCAACACGAGAGUCGAAACGGAACUAGAACUAUCCCAUGGUUACGCAUUCUCACAAGAGGAGGGUGGAGUUGUGCCCCAGUCUAUAAUAAUACGAUCAUAUGAUACCAAUUUGCCAAAACCCGAAGGCAACUAGUCCCGGAGCUACGACGUUUAAAUCGACAAGCUGCCCAGCUCUCACAAGGACCAUCACACAACAUUUAAUGAUAACUUACCAAUGUACAUACAUACAUACACACAUACACUAAUCCCAUGGAAUAGAAUCAACAUUUAACUUUCAAAACACUCAGUUUGUAUGGCAUAAACAUAAACAUAUUACGAUCAAAGCACCUGAGCAGAAGCGAAAGCAAACGCUAAUCUGGUAGGCCAAACAUCACACUAAUAACAUUUAUUCUUCAUGUGUCUUACAUUAUUACCUAAUACUUACAGUAAAUUAAACGAAACGUCUUAUGUAUACAUACAUACAUAUGUACAUACACAUACAUAUGCGAAUAUCUUUGCUGUUAUUUAUUUUGUAAGAUCGGAAAAGACAGUGAAGCCCUCUUCAAGUUCUUGCGAUCGUGUCGUUCGUAUCUGUCCCUAUACUUUGUGCCGCUUUGUGAUACGGACACAGACUUGCAUUCUUUUUCUAACACUUAAUCUAAGUAACUAAAUACUGUAAACAUUUGUACCUAUAAGCAUACAUUUCAACAAUUGAUGUCGGAAAAGAUCCUGUAUUUUUUGGUCACUAAAUCAUUUACAUAUGUAUAUUCGUUAAAAAUAAACCAUAAUUCUCGAUAA
This is a messenger RNA of Drosophila guanche, 4682 nucleotides long. It is a transcript of the gene ATP8A, whose product is annotated as phospholipid-transporting ATPase IA. NCBI's taxonomy places the organism in Eukaryota, Metazoa, Arthropoda, Insecta, Diptera, Drosophilidae. Gene Ontology annotation, molecular function: ATPase-coupled intramembrane lipid carrier activity; magnesium ion binding; ATP hydrolysis activity. The transcript is spliced from 11 exons. Gene Ontology annotation, biological process: phospholipid translocation. Gene Ontology annotation, cellular component: plasma membrane. Bases 16 to 4038 code for a protein of 1340 amino acids. The record is from RefSeq and is a predicted model, not a curated record.